AUGGACGAACAAGUUGAGCCCACUGUCAAGUCCAACCGAGUUCCAAUCAAAACACGCCUGGCAGAAGCCUCGGAUCAUGCACAGGUCGAACAAAUUAUUCGAGAUGCCUUCUUGACGAAGAUCCGGGCUUUGUUCGAGCACGAGGGCGAUGACACUCAAGACACAGACUUGGAAGGUCUACGUCUAGAUGGAUUGGGUAUCGACUCGCUAUCUGCAGUCGAGAUUCGGAGCUGGUCCAUGAAGACCUUUGAAGUGAACAUUCCUGUUCUCAAGAUCCUCGACGGUGUCACCAUUGGGGACCUGGUGGCUCUUGUCCUUGACAAGAUCCCCGGGCGUUUGAUUCCCCAAGUGGGUCACGUACCUUCGGCAGAGCAGAGCGAGUCCCAGGAGUCAUUCAGCCAGUCUAGCGGAGAAGCCGUUACCAGGGACUCCACUGAUACCAGCUGCUCAUCCGAGAUCGAAGAGACCUCAGAAGAGCCUACUAUCAGCAAGUUCAGUAGAAUCGCCAACCCCAUCAUCCAGAACUCCUUCAGAUUGUCCUUUAGUCAGGAUAUGUUCUGGUUCCUAUGGGCGUCGUUGGAAGACAAGACAAGCCUAAACCAUACUGGAUGGGCGCGAUUGACCGGCAACCUGGAUAUCGCGAGGCUUGAACAUGCAGGAAUCAUGGGCACCAGCACACUCAGAUUGGAAGUCCAAAAGAUUCAAUCAGAAGACGAGGUACCGGUGACGCGGAUGGCAAAGUUAUUGCAGAACCAGAUAUUUGACGUGGAAAGAGGCAGCACAAUGCGUCUGGUUCUCCUCUCUCUCUCACCGGAGAAACACUUUCUCGUAUUCGUUGUGCAUCCCCUCGCCUUCGAUGGUACAUCCUUCCAGGUCUUCUUGACAGAGCUUCUUAGCUACUACACUGAUCCAGAUCAGAGGAAAGAUACACGGCAGUACUCAGAGUUCUCUGAGAAGCAACACGCCGACUUUGAGGCCGGCAGGUUCAGCGCAGAGUGCGAUUUCUGGAGGGCGGAGUUUGCAACAUUGCCUCUGCCUCUUCCUAUCCUCAGGUUGUCCACAGCGACCUCACGACCUCCUUUGACAGCAUUUGAGAACGAACAAGCAGUCUUGUGGAUCAGCAGGGAGACCAAAUCACAGGUCCAGGCUGCGUGUCGCCGGCUAAGAGUAACACCUUUUCAUUUCUACCUCGCCGUGUUUAGGACAUUGAUAUUGAGAUAUGCCCCUGAUGCGGAGGAUAUUUGUAUUGGGUUUGCCGACACGAAUCGUACAGAGGACCAGACGAUGGAGAUGAUCGGUACAUUCGUCAACCUGCUCCCGCUACGCUUCAUCACCAAAGGAUCGGCAAAGUUCGAGAGCCUACUGCAGGAUGCACGGAACAAAGCAUAUGCUGCCUUGGCUAACUCAGGCCUUCCGUUCCCGGCUCUUCUGACACAACUGGGCCAGCGGACUCAAGGCACUUGGGGCGAUGUGGACCUCCAAUUCAUGGACUUCAAAAACCUCAGGAUGGCGUACGAUGUCGCUCUAGACAUCGUAGAUGAGCCUGACGGCCAUUGUGUUCACAUAUUCGAAGUACAGAAAGACCUCUACGGCAGUUCUGGAGCCGAAAGGCUUUCCAAGAGCUACGAGAAUCUUCUCAAGGCCUUUGCCGCGAACACGGUUCUAACACUGGAUGAGCCAACCAUAUUCCAGAAUAGUGAUAUUAUGGAGGCACUUAGAUUCAGUCAAGGCCCGUCAGUCCCUACCAAGUGGCCACAGACGGUUAGUCAAAGGAUCGACGAGGUCAUUAAGUCAAAGCCCCAAGAGUCGGCAAUCCAGCUCGCACAAGGUGAAACCUUCACUUAUGGGGAUCUUUCAAGCCACGCAAAGGCCGUCGCAGCGUCAUUGCAAGCGUCCUGCAUCGGCCAUGGAACCCCGGUGGCCGUUCUUCAGGAGCCAACUCACCUGUGGAUUGCUUCCAUCCUUGGAAUUUUCCGACUAGGCUCAGUCUACUUACCUCUCGAUCUCAGUCUCCCAUGGGCACGGCUCAAAGCCAUGGUAAAUGACUGCCGUCCCGGAGCUGUGCUUGUAGACCAAUAUACAAGGCACAAGGUCGACGAGCUGGGUGUAAUACCAGGUAUGGUGGUCAUAGACGUAUCGUCUCUUCAUGACCUACAUUUUGCGAGCCCGAUUCGAAGCGCCUUUACCAAGGACAGCAUGGCCGCCGUGUUGUAUACUAGCGGGUCAUCUGGCAGGCCCAAGGGUAUCAUGUUGACGCACCGAGGGCUGUGCAACUGGGCUGAACAUGUGCCACCCAUGUAUGGUCUGGAGUCAGAGAUCAUUCUGCAGCAGACUUCUUCCACGUUUGACGUCUCGUUGAUGCAGAUACUGACUGCGCUCACUCAUGGGGGACUGCUAUGUCUGGUGCCGAGAAAGCUGCGUGGAGAUGCGAGCGCCAUCGGGAGCAUCAUGGCACGGCAUAAUGUGACCCUCACCUACGCCACACCUACAGAAUAUUCGUCUUGGAUUGAACACAGUAGGCAGGCACUCAUCCAGUGUGAGCACUGGAGGACAGCAAUCUGCACCGGGGAGAGCAUCCCGACGACCCUCCCAAAGAAAAUCCUCUCUUUGAGAAAGGAGCAAUUGCGCUUAUGCAACCUCUACGGACCGACUGAGGCAUCUCUGGCCGCAAGCGGCAUGGCAGUUCCACAUUCAUCAGACCCAACGGCCCAGUCUGAGUCGCGAAAUCUUGAGCUCGUGCCAGCUGGCCAUCCGCUGCCCAACUAUUCCAUCUACGUGCUUGACGGCCAUUUGCGACCAUUACCUCCGGGAGUCCAAGGCGAAAUAUACAUCGGAGGGCCUGGUGUUGGGCUAGGCUAUCUGGGCAAUCCCGAAUUGACGGCUGAAAAGUUUGUGCCAGACGUACUUGAGCACCCUGACGGCCUUCCGAUAAGCCCCAGCACCCUCCACCGCUCCGGCGACCUGGGCCGAUGGCGAGAAGACGGCGCGCUGAUGGUCGAGGGCCGCAUAGAGGGAGAUACGCAGGUCAAGCUGCGCGGCUUGCGUAUCGAUGUCAGCGAGGUGGAGCACGCCAUCAUGGUUGCAGCACAGGGGAUGCUGUGCCAAGCCGUCGUGACUGCCCGCAAGCUCUCAGCUGAUUCCUGCUUGGUACUAGUGGCCCAUGUGGUCUUCAGUCAAAGCUGCCAUGAGGACGAUUUCGACGAGCACAUACGCCAAUUCCAAUCAGGGCUGUACGGUCUGCCUCAGUACAUGCGUCCUGCCGUCAUUGUCCCAGUGCGCGAUCUGCCCAAGAACAACGCUGCGAAACUCGACAGGAAAGCAGUAGCGAAUCUGGUUCUUCCAAGACAGGAAAAUGACUCAAUGUCAAAGAACUCUGAAACAUUGACAGAGACAGAGGUUUCCUUGAAGAGUCUAUGGGAAGAUGUCAUUGGACAAGGUGUCCGCAACUCUACCAAUAUCAUGCCCGGGACGGAUUUCUUCCAGAUUGGGGGAACGUCAUUGUUGCUCCUGGCUCUGCGUACCCGCGUCGCAGAAAUAUUUGAUGUCCGGAUUCCGCUCAUACGCAUGUUCGACCACAGUACGUUGUCCUCAAUGGCAUGCUGGAUUGACGACAGACGUGAGCAGCGGCAACAGCCUGAUGACUUCGGCGGCACUGACCAAGUCAUCGACUGGGACAAAGAAACGGAACUGCCUUCAAGUCUCUUGUCCCUGUGUCUGCCCGAAACAACGUCGAAUGUUGCAGGUGCCAAAACUGUGGUACUCACAGGUGCUACGGGCCAUCUGGGUCGAGGUCUCCUGAGCGCUCUAGUUCAGGAUCCGAAGAUAAAAAGGGUGCACUGCAUUGGGAUGCGAAACACAAACGCCCGCCGCGAUAUCUUGGAAGAUGAAAAAAUCAGAAUCCACGAAGGUGAUCUACAUCUUCCCUCGUUGGGCCUGUCACACGACAAUGCCGAGCGUAUCUUUGACGAGGCCGACCUCAUCAUUCAUAAUGGGGCAGACAUGUCGUACCUCAAGACAUAUGCCUCGCUCCGGAGGUGCAACGUUGAGUCCACCAAGGAGCUCGCUCGCAUGAGUGCUCACCGCCCCAUUCCCUUCCACUUCAUCUCGACAGUGUCUGUCGGCCAUAUCAUCGCGGAUGCAAGGGCAGUCACGGCGGCGAAGGAUGUGGAACUGCAUGCAGAUGGCGUACGAAAGCAACAGGAUCCAACAGAUUUCGUUUUCAGGCCCGUCUCAGUCGCGGCCUAUCAUCCGGCGAAGAGAUCGGCCCCUGGGACCGGCUCGGCAGCCAUGGCUCACGGCUACAUAGCCUCCAAGUGGGCGAGCGAGUGCUUCCUUGAAAGACUGAACGCGCGCUUCCCAACUUGGCAGGUCUGGAUCCACCGCCCAAGCCUCAUUUCCCGCCGCGGCGACAGGACCGCCGAAACUGCGCCGGGCCUAGAGCUCGUGCAGAACAUGCGCCACUACUCUUCGUUGCUGCGGGCUGUACCCAUCGUCGCCAGAGGACGUGUGGGUGGUGUGUUCGAUCUGGUUCAGCUCGAGACUGUCGUCGACGGUAUCUUGAAAGCAGCACUUGAUCAGCCGGAACGGGCCGGGGAGGCUGCAGGCGUGCGGUUCCACCAUCACACGGGCGGGGUAGAGCUUCCUCUUGGAGAUUUGCGUAGAUGGCUCCUGGAAGAUGAAGAGUGGGGCGGAAGUCAGGGGACGGCCGUGUCCGAGGUGGAAGAAAUUGACCUUGCGGAGUGGACACGGAGAGCAGCGUCAUUGGGCAUGCACGAAACCAUCGUGGCCAUGUUAGGUGAGUUUAUAGUGGCAGAAGGGGCGAUUAAGGUGCCCAGGGUAGGAAAGUAG
Messenger RNA from Diaporthe citri, 4848 nucleotides. RefSeq lists its product as uncharacterized. The coding region runs from base 1 to 4848 and encodes 1615 amino acids. Gene Ontology annotation, cellular component: cytoplasm. The record is from RefSeq and is a predicted model, not a curated record. Lineage: Eukaryota; Fungi; Ascomycota; Sordariomycetes; Diaporthales; Diaporthaceae. Gene Ontology annotation, biological process: amino acid activation for nonribosomal peptide biosynthetic process; secondary metabolite biosynthetic process. Gene Ontology annotation, molecular function: catalytic activity; phosphopantetheine binding. The transcript is spliced from 4 exons.